CUACAAUUUGUGGUACCAUUUCCCAUUUCUAACCUCUCUCCAAGAGAGCCAACAAAGGGUGGCAUCGCGAGACUUGGUAUCCCUUGGUGACGGUAUACUGGCUUUCAUGGAUAGAGCAGAGAAACAGAAGACUAAGCUCUUAACUAACCAGCCCUAUGACGAGAGCCUGGAGGUGAACGACUACGAGGAAAUCGCUAGUGUGUACACGCCGACUCCUCGAAGACCAGUCUCAAGGAAAAAGAACAGACCGCUGUAUGAAAUGGCGAACAACAGCAGUGAUGAAUUUGACGAAGAUGUAAAGCCAAAAAAGAAGGAGCAAAGGAACGGCCAGCCUGGCAUGAGUGAGAAUGAGGAAGAAGAGGAGGAGGAAGAUGAUGAUUCGGAUGAGACGGAGUCUGAUGAAGAGGAGGGUGAGCCGGGAUCCGCCCCGGAAGGACAGCCAGGGCCAGAGAUGGUUAAGUAUCUCGAUAGGGAGAAGACAACAGAAGAUGAUCCGAGCUAUACAUGCAGGGCAUAUGACCCGGCAGACUACGACCACCUUCCUGUCACUGCAGAGAUCAAAGAGCUGUUUCAGUACAUUACCCGGUAUACUCCUCAGACCAUUGAACUAGACCACAAGCUUAAACCCUUUAUACCCGACUUCAUCCCAGCAGUGGGAGACAUCGAUGCCUUCCUUAAAGUCCCACGUCCUGAUGGCAAAGCAGACAACCUGGGGCUAUUGGUCCUGGAUGAGCCCUGCACCAAGCAGUCAGACCCCACUGUUCUGUCACUGUGGCUCUCUGAGAACAGUAAGCAGCACAACAUUGCUGAGGUGAAAGUGAAAAGUGUGGAGAACCCGGAGAAGAACCCCAAAGCCAUUGAGAAUUGGAUCGAGAGCAUCAGUGAGCUCCAUCGCUCCAAACCCCCAGCCACCGUCCACUACACCAGGUCCAUGCCAGACAUUGAUACUCUAAUGCAGGAGUGGCCACCUGAAUUUGAAGAGCUGCUGGGAAAGGUUAGUCUACCAACGGCCGAUAUCAAUUGUGAUCUGACCGAGUACAUUGAGGUCAUAUGUGGCAUCCUCGACAUCCCCAUCUACAAGAGCCGGAUUCACUCACUCCAUGUGCUGUUCACUCUUUACUCUGAGUUCAAAAACUCACAGCAUUUCAAAGCCUUAGCGGAGGGUCAGAAGUCAGACACUCCGUCUGCUCCUCGCUCCACCACUGGAGAGCCAGAGACACUGGCCUUCGACUGAGGACAGACAACUGACUCCUGUUGAGUCAAGGACAUGUUGCCUUCAUUGUCCACCAUCUGUGAUUACUGUACUUUGUGGAAAGGAGGACAGAAGGAUACAUAGAUGUAUAUAAAUGUUUGUAAAUAUUUAUACACUUAACUUUAUACAAAGUGCUUUUCUAGGAUAGACUUACUGUUAUGUGGAAGAAAUUGCAUUGUUUUAUAUUUCAAGUAGUCUUUGGUGUGUUAAGUUUCAUUAAGUACUUCCUAUUAUUAAAUUAAUUCAUAUGUUUA
Oncorhynchus tshawytscha (Chinook salmon) is the source of this 1506-nucleotide messenger RNA. RefSeq names its product intraflagellar transport 46 homolog (Chlamydomonas) (gene ift46). Gene Ontology annotation, biological process: cilium assembly; intraciliary transport. NCBI's taxonomy places the organism in Eukaryota, Metazoa, Chordata, Actinopteri, Salmoniformes, Salmonidae. The record is from RefSeq and is a predicted model, not a curated record. The transcript is spliced from 13 exons. Gene Ontology annotation, cellular component: intraciliary transport particle B; motile cilium; centrosome. The coding region runs from base 107 to 1234 and encodes 375 amino acids.